AUGCAAACUCACCAGAGUACGCCGCCCUUUGCUGCGGAUGAACCGGCGCCCAAGCGGACGAAGAGGCCACGCGCCGCGCAGGCUUGCGACCGCUGCAGGACGAAGAAGUAUAAGUGCGAUGAGCAGUAUCCGUGCUCGCAUUGUAAAAAGAGUCAGUUGAAUUGUGUGUACCAGGGGAAUUAUCGGGAACGGGAAAGCAACCGAUCUGCCAGCUAUGUCACCGACCUCGAGAAAAAGGUCGAGGAACUGGCUUCGAGGUUGCGUAAUGCCGAAGCUCGAGUCACAGCAUCCCCGCAAUCAACAAAACUACCAGUAACCCAGCCCCCAGCACCGACAGGAAUAGAAACCACUCCAUGCUCGAUGCCCCGAACGGGGUCUACGCCCCAGGAACCAGCCAAAUUACCGGGUGACACGACACAUGAAGAGUCCGCCGAGAGCGCAGACGACGAAAUCAAAGAAUUGAACCACCACACAAACGGCAUCGAGUUCUACGGGAGUACCUCAUCAGCAGCGAUUAUCGGCCAUUUGAAAAAGGCACGAGAACCGAAGAGCCACGAAGAGCCGUAUCCCCGACCAUCCGAUUUCUCGCUAAUCUCCACCCUACACAAUCCAAGUUUCUCGCCGUCUUAUGCCACCGGGCCGACCGCUGCGAUUGAGCAGCAGAACUAUUACUUUGACCAGGCCCAUGUGUUUAUGAACGGGUAUUUCGAGAAUAUCCAUUUCAUCCACCCAUUCAUCGACAAAGAGGACUUUUUAUUACGUGCAAAUGACCUCUGGUUCAACCGGUCACAUACACCGGAGCCUAGCUUCGUCGCUCUAUAUCUGAGCGUACUAUCCUUUGGCGCAUUGGUGCGUGUUUGGGACGAAGAUAAGCUUGCUGGGCUAGGGCGCUUUGAGUGGAGCCGGAAAUUGUUUGGUGAGGCUCAGGCGUAUCUGAAUUAUUUGCGGUUUUCGAAUGACCUUGAAACGGUGCAGUGUCUUUACAUGAUGGCCAAGAUCUGCCAAAACGAGUUGAAUCCAAAUUUGGCUUAUAUGUACUUGGGUCUGGCGGUACGCACAUGUCUCUCUGCUGGGUUCAAUCGAGAAGUGGAGUGCCCCAAAGAUCCUCGUUCGAGCUGGAUCUCGAAGACUUGGUGGGGCAUGUUCUCGCUGGAAAUUGAAAUGAGCUUUUCCGUGGGCAGACCAGAUACUCUUGGAAUGGACGAAUACCACAACAGAGCCAUUCCAGACCGCGAUGACACCGAAUAUGCCAUUAUCCCGUGGAUGAUUGACUUUGCCCAGAUCAUACGACGAGUAUCUGUUCAAAUUUACCAUUCACGCAUCACUCUCCAAGAGAAACUCCAGCUAGCUCUGCAAAUCGAGAUGGAGAUGGAUCGCUGGCUCGCGAGGCUACCGGAGAGGAUUAAGCCAGAUAUCGGCGCUUAUAGGCUGUCGCGUAGCGCACUUCGUGAUCCCAAGUGGGCUCGGAGGCAGCGCCUCGUGCUGGCAAUUCGAUAUUACAAUGUGAAAAUGCUGUUGUUCCGACCAUUCCUGAGCCAUUUCACUCGCAAACUCCGACAUCCACCCAAUGAACUAGAAGAAACGAUUGCCAAGUGUUUGGAUGCGGCCAUGAAGACAAUCGAGGUGAUUCAUGACAUCUACCGAGUGCACACAUUUUUCCGAUGCUGGUGGUACAACACAACCUAUGUAAUGUUCGCCACAUCCACCCUCCUCCUCCCCAUGUCCAAACUUGGAAUGUGCGCCGACACCAUGCCCCUUCUCCGUUCCGUCGAGAUGGGCGUGGAAAUCCUCGAGUCCAUGGAUGAAUCCGUCGUCGCCCGGAAAUCAGUCGAGAUUAUACGGCAGUAUCUUCGUGAUUUCCGAGCUUCCGGUGCGCAGCAGCCUGCGUCCGGUCCAGGUGAUGGCACUGAGGAAGUGCCGGCAUCUACGGAAGCAGGGGUUGGCCAGGGCUUUGAAAUUCCAGAGUGGGCUUAUGGAUUCGGGUUCCCGGAUUAUUCCUUUGAUGGGAUUGCCCGGCUUUUUGAUGAUAUCGGGGGCUUGCCUAUGCUGGAUGGUGAUUAG
Molecule: messenger RNA, 2061 nt
Organism: Penicillium cataractarum
Lineage: Eukaryota; Fungi; Ascomycota; Eurotiomycetes; Eurotiales; Aspergillaceae
Product: Zn(II)2Cys6 transcription factor
Exons: 9
Coding region: 1-2061 (686 amino acids)
Biological process (GO): positive regulation of transcription from RNA polymerase II promoter by galactose; DNA-templated transcription
Cellular component (GO): nucleus
Molecular function (GO): zinc ion binding; DNA-binding transcription factor activity, RNA polymerase II-specific; RNA polymerase II cis-regulatory region sequence-specific DNA binding
Source: RefSeq, a predicted model, not a curated record